Molecule: messenger RNA, 1107 nt
Organism: Nerophis lumbriciformis (worm pipefish)
Lineage: Eukaryota; Metazoa; Chordata; Actinopteri; Syngnathiformes; Syngnathidae
Source: RefSeq, a predicted model, not a curated record
AUGAGUGGACAAGUCGUUUUCCAAAUGCGCGUGGUGCUUGUAUUUUUACUGAGCUUUGGAGCACUUGCGAGAGCUCAGGUCUCCAUGAUCAAAGUCAUAAGGAGCAACAUCAGAAGAGAUGACCUGUAUCGAAAAGAGGUCAACAUCACUGUGACGCCGCCGGGCGGAGUCAUCAAUAGCCCACGUUUCCCCAACUCAUACCCACGCAAUUUGUUGUUGUCAUGGAGAUUGGUGUCGCCACCGGGAAGUCGGAUACACCUGGAAUUUGAUGUUCACUUUGGCGUGGAGGAGGCGGAGAACAAUGUUUGCAGGUAUGACUUUGUUGAGGUGGAGGACCAAUCUGAGACCAGCACUAUAAUUUGGGGUCGCUGGUGUGGACAGAAAGCACCGCCUAGUCUCAUCUCCAAAUCAAACGUCCUCAAAAUAACCUUCAAAUCUGACAAUUACUUUGUUGCAAAGCCAGGAUUCAAAGUCUACUAUUCAUUUCUGCCUGACACUUCUCUUCCUGCAUCUAAAAACAACUGGGAAGCCAUCACCAUGCCGGUUAGCAGUCCUGUUGGGCCAACGUCAGUCACAGAGGUUCCUCUUUCAUUAGAUGCCCUGGAUAAAACCAUUGCGGCCUUUGACACUGUGGAACAGCUUCUCAAAUCUCUGAACCCUUACACGUGGAAACAGGACAUGGACAGCAUCUACACGCAAACACAGAUUCAUUAUCGAGGAAGGGCUUAUCAUCUAGCAAGCCGGCAUAACAAAGUUGACCUGAAUCGUCUCCACGAUGACGUAAAGCGGUAUAGCUGCACCCCUCGCAAUUACUCCAUAAACCUGCGCGAGGAGCUUAGGGCCACCAACGCUGUCUUUUUCCCCCGGUGCCUGCUGGUCAAGCGCUGUGGCGGCAACUGUGGCUGUGGCACGAAUAACUGGAACAGCGGCUGCACAUGUCAGCCCUCAAAGACCGUGCUUAAAUUACAUGAGGUGCUCAAGUAUGCCCCGGAGACCACUCUGCAUCAGCGCCAUCGCAGGACAAGAGUACGCUGGGUCAUCGAUGAGAUCUUCCUCACACACCACGACAAGUGUGAAUGUUCCUGUCCCUUCCAGCCUCCUCGCUGA